Molecule: messenger RNA, 8009 nt
Organism: Colossoma macropomum (tambaqui)
Lineage: Eukaryota; Metazoa; Chordata; Actinopteri; Characiformes; Serrasalmidae
Gene: als2a
Product: alsin Rho guanine nucleotide exchange factor ALS2 a
Exons: 34
Coding region: 433-5529 (1698 amino acids)
Molecular function (GO): guanyl-nucleotide exchange factor activity
Source: RefSeq, a predicted model, not a curated record
UAGUUUGUCCCUCAGCGCUUUCCAUCGCAGGCUCGCCCAGCUCUCUAAACAAACAGGGCCGGGCUGAGACCACCACCUUCCGCACACCGCACCGUGUGUGAAAACUGCGAGAGCUGCGUUACUGACAGAUGAAGUUCUUACACUCUGGAAUAAGUUUAUCAAGACUCGGUUUCAGAGUUAAACAUUACAGCCCGCGCUGUAGUCGAGAAUAGGGCUGAGUUACUGAGUUGUGGAAGUGUCGAAAGAAAGAAGCUCGCCGGCUGAAGUUUCUGUUCUCCAAGUGAGGAUUCAACUCAAGGAAGAGUCUGCAGUGAGGCAGUGAAUGGCUCUGAGAGACACAGCUGUCUGCUGGAGAUUUGGCCAAAGUGAGGGCCGCUGUGAAAGAAAUGAAGGCCAGGAGUCUCUGAUGAUGGCAGUGGACCAGGCGCACUGAUGGAAGGACAGAAGAGCUCUGAAGAGGAGGAAGGCUCCCAUGAGAGGGGGGUGCUCCACAGGUGGCAGGGUUACUCUUGUAGUGUUAACCCAGAGAAGGUGCUCCUGCCAAGGGCUGUGCUUCAAGCUGGCUUGGGGAUCAGCCAUGGAGUUCUACUUACUGAGGGUGGGCUUGUCUACAGCUUUGGAGAACAGCCGUGGAAGCGAGACCUGAGAUGCCAGGCAGUGGACCCUAUCCUAGAGAGCUCAUUGAGUGGCCAGCAUGUGGUCCAGGUGUCUGCAGGCAGCUUUCACUGUGGGGCUGUUACAUUGGAUGGGGGGGUUCACAUGUGGGGUGAGAACUCCCAUGGUCAGUGUGGCAUCUCUGGUUUGAGCUUAGUGCCUAAUCCCACUCGUGUCAACAUUGUGGACGAUGAAACUGUCCCUCCUGAAAUUGUCUGGAUCCUAGAUGUAGCAUGUGGGGCCCAGCAUACCUUAGCCCUGUCAGGGAAACAUGAGGUAUGGGCUUGGGGUUUCGGCUGCCAACUGGGCCUGGUCACCAAUGUGUUCCCUGUGUACAAACCGCAAAAAGUAGAGCACCUAUCAGGGAGAUACGUGGUGCAGAUUGCCUGUGGUGGGUUUCACAGCCUGGCUUUGGUUCGCUCAUUACCCCCUACAGAAUCAUGUCACCAGUCCAUGGAUAAAUGUGGCCAAUGCAAGCAGCUGCUUUACACCAUGAUUGAUAAGGAUGACCAUGUUAUUAUUUCUGACAACCAUUACUGCCCACUAGGGGUGGAACUAACUAACACAAAGCAGGAUCAAAAAUCAAUGCAGGGAUCUCCAGAUCUGACGCCAAAAACAGAACUCUCAGAACCUGACCUUGGGUUCUCUGAAGAUUUCGGUCCUAAUCAGAAAGCUUUAGGUGAAACCUACCAAGAUGACACAGAGCCUAAGAAGGAAGAAGAACAUGAUGAACCGUUAGCUCUGUCUUUGACUGAUAGCUCAAAAGCUCCACUGCAACACCUCUCAAGACAAAGAACCAAAAGUUCCCCUUAUCCUGAUGAACAAGCUCUGAAAGACUACCUCAAGAGGAUGUCUGAUCAGUCCAUCUCUGAGCAUUUUGAGUCUGUAUCUAUGGCAGGUUCAUGUCCUCCAAGCCGUCAGUCAUCGCUCAAGGACCCUUAUAGACUGGACCAAAGCGACAAAGCCACAUUUCCUUCCUUAGCUACACUUGACAUAAACAAUGGUAUUGAGCUCAAACCUUCAGAUUUUGCACCAGUGGCUUCUCAAGACAGUACACCAAACUCUAUUUUAAGCAGGCCAAUUGGAGAUUGUGCAUUACCAAUGGGGGAUUCUGUCUGCGAUGACUCAUCUGAAGACUCUGUCAUUAAUACAGUUGUCAGUCCUACUGACCCUUUAACUAGCAAUGACAGUGAGGAGGUCUGUGACAGUGGCUUGUUGACUGCAGGAAAUAAUCUGUGUACAGACGAGUCUCUGGAGGCCAAGAACAGUGCCAGCCUUACUGACAUCCGGCUUGAUUUCACAGAGGGACACAAUCGCAGAAGAUCAUUACCUGCUUUGCUCACACAAGCACCUCCAUCAGUAAUUCAUCGGAGCAAACGUUCCAAAAGCGGAGCCAAUGCAACCUCAGACAUUUCAGAAAAAGAGAAUCUCCUCCCAUCUCUAUUUACAGAGGUGUGGAGUUGGGGUAGGGGUCAAGAAGGUCAGCUUGGUCAUGGAGACUUCUUGCCCAGGUUACAGCCUUUCUGCAUCAAAAGCUUAAGCAACAAGGAAGUUGUCAAGAUUGUUGCUGGAUCAAACCAUUCCUUGGCCCUGACAGCUCAGUGUCAGGUUUACUCUUGGGGGAGCAAUAAAUUUGGUCAGCUGGGUCAUAUGAACUCCCCUAGCACUGUGCCUCACUUCGUAAAGAUGUCUGAAGGUAUUCGUGUGUGGGAUGUAGCUGGUGGACAGACCCACACUGUACUGUUAGCUGAUGGUGAUUGCUUCCAGCCUAUACUGUACUACAGUGGAGAGCAAGUGCUGGUGCAGGAUGACUCUAACACCGGAACAUACACUCAGACACCUGCCCUGCUGCCCUUCUGCAUGAAUAUUGGCUAUGUGAGCAGUGUUUUUGCUGGAGGGCUAGACUGCAUGGCUCUGGCUGAUCAGAAUGUGAUGGGUUUCAUUGCCACUUUGCAUGAACUGGCAUCAGCAGAGAGAAAGUUCUACUGCACACUGAGCAGAGUAAAGAGCCAGAUACUGCGGCCCCUACUGGCCCGGGAGAGUCUCAAAUCAUAUCUGGGCCAAACCUCCAUGCAUCUGUUCCAGACUGUGGCAGGGUGUUUUAGUCGUCUGUGCCAUCUAACAGGGCAGCACGCCACCUCUCUCACCAACUUCCUACAGCACAGCAGAGACAUUAAAACUCUGGCCAUUUUGAGAAAGGCAGACAUUUUCUUAGAAACGUAUAAGAGUUACAGCGGUCCUGUAGGGAACUUCUUUGUAAUGGGAGGAUUCCAGUUGCUGGUGAAGCCCUCCCAAGAAUGUUUAGGGAAGAAGCUGGAUCUGGUCCAGAAACUGAUUGAGCCAAAAGAGAAAAAUGUCUCACCAAAUGAUUUGCUACUGAAUCUGUUUUACAUGCCGCUGCAACACCUGCAUGAUUAUGGCAGACUCCUUCUGAAGCUGGCUGCUUGCUUUGAUGUGACUUCUUUGGAAUAUCAAAGGAUUCAAGAUGUCUUCCUGCAGUAUGAGGCCUUGGCACAUCUCCUAAGCAGACAGAGGAAAGAGGCAGAAACUACACAUGUAUUUUGGAAGAAUUUCUCUGGAAAGAGCUUGGAAUCCCUGCGGAAGCCAUCUCGCCGACUGGUGUGUGAGAGUGGUAAUAAAGGUUUGACUCUGCAGAACGCAGGAAGAUUUUCAGUCAACUGGUUCAUCCUCUUUAAUGAUGCACUUGUUCAUGCACAGGGUACCAUUCCAUCUAAGAAAUUUUUCUCCUCUCACUUUGUCUAUUCGCUGGCCACGCUCUGGGUAGAACCCAUCUCAGAUGAAAAUAUUGGCUUGUUGGGACUGAAGCUGACGACCCCUGAAGAGAGCUUCACAGUGCUGGCAUCUUCCCCGCUGGAGAAAGGUAAGUGGCUGAAGGCCAUAAACCAGGCUGUGGACAAUGUGCUGGGUGUGGGUCUGGAUAGGAGGGGCCUUAAUUUGAGUGGCAGUCAGAGGGUGGAGCCUCCUGUCUCCCGCACUGCUACUUAUACCUUCAGAAAAGAAGGCAGACUCAAAGAUGCCAUGUACAGUGGCCGCUGGCUGUCCGGAAAACCUCAUGGCAAAGGGACGCUGAAGUGGCCAGAUGGCAGAGUUUACUGUGGUACAUUCAAGAAUGGUCUGGAGGAUGGGUUCGGGGAUUAUAUGAUGCCCAAUAAGACCUUCAAUAAGUAUGAUCGAUACAAGGGCCACUGGAAGGAGGGCAAAAUGCAUGGCUUUGGAACAUACUGGUAUGCCACAGGUGAAGUGUAUGAGGGCUCAUUCCGGGAGAACCAACGUCAUGGCCAUGGCAUGCUGAGCAGUGGCCGACUGGCCUCCCCGUCAUCCAGCAGUGUGUUUGUCGGCCACUGGCUCCAUGACAAGAAAAAUGGCUAUGGCGUCUUUGAUGACAUCACCAAGGGAGAAAAGUACAUGGGUAUGUGGCUGGAGGAUCUUCGACAGGGGAAUGGUGUUGUUGUUACUCAGUUUGGGCUCUAUUAUGAAGGAGCUUUUAGUAAUAACAAGAUGAUGGGCAAUGGGCUUUUGCUCUGUGAAGACGACACUGCCUUUGAAGGAGAGUUUUCAGAGGACUGGGUGCUGAAUGGAAAGGGUGUCCUAUCUAUGCCUAAUGGAGACUCUUUUGACGGCAUCUUUGUGGGCGAAUGGGGCUCUGAACUGAAGGUAGCUGGCACUUUUAUAAAGCCAUGUCUUUAUGAGACUGAGAAGAAGGAGAGUAAGCCACUAGUGCUUGGUCAUUAUGUAGUUCCUGCAGAUCAGAAGUGGAGGGCUGUGUUUGAGGAAUGCUGGAGCCGGCUAGGCUGUGAAGCUCCAGGACAGGGAGAGAAUGAGAGAGCCUGGGAGAACAUCGCAGUCAUCCUAACAACCAGCUGCAGACAGCAGAGAGACGUUGUGUUCAGUCCAGGAACUAUGAGCCGCUCACAGUGUAAGAUGCUGGAGAGUCUGGAGGUCAUUCCUCAGCACAUGGGACCUGUUACUGCUGAAGUCUAUGACAGCAUCCGCCGCUACCUCAUCAAGGCAUGUGAUACUCCUCUGCAUCCUCUGGGCUGGCUGCUGGAGACUCUGGUCACUGUGUACAGAAUGACAUAUGUGGGUGUGGGCUCAAACAGGAGGCUUUUACAGCAGGCAGUGGAGGAGAUCCAGUCCUACCUGAAACGCAUAUUCGAACUGGUUAGGUUUCUGUUUCCUGGUCUGCCUGAAGAGGGGGGUUUCAUCCCUGAGUCCUCAGAGAGGAGCGCCAGUGACUCCCUGUGUAGCAGCACCAACUCUGACACAGUCCAGCAAGGCUGGAUUGUGAGUAGCUCCAGUCUCCUGCUGCCAAUUUUGUUACCUCGUCUUUAUCCCCCUCUCUUCAUGCUGUACACGCUGGAGCGUGAGAGAGAAGAGCAGGUGUACUGGGAAUGUGUGUUACGCCUCAACAAGCAGCCUGACUUGUCGCUGCUCACCUUCCUGGGAGUGCCUGAAAAAUUCUGGCCUGUCUCAAUCUCUGUUCUGGGAGGGAAUAAAGAGGUGCUGCCUAGCACUAAAGAUGCUUGUUUUUCUACUGCUGUGGAGACCCUGCAACAGAUCAGUACAACAUUCACUCCUGCAGAUAAGCUUCAGGUGAUUCAUUUGACAUUUGAGGAAGUCACACAGGAAGUGCAGGCCUUACUAGGUCAGGACUUUUUGUGGUGCAUGGAUGACCUCUUCCCAAUCUUCCUCUAUAUAGUUCUCCGCGCACGGAUCAGAAACCUGGGCUCUGAAGUGAGCCUCAUAGAGGACUUGAUGGAUCCUGCUCUACAGCAUGGAGAACUUGGACUGAUGUUCACUACUCUCAAAGCGUGCUACUACCAGAUUCAGAAUGAAAAGACUACAAGCUUCUAGAAAUGCAGAUGUAUUCGUGUGAAGUGAUGUCUGGCAUCAGGUCUUUACCUUAGCGCUUAGUUUCGAAUGCAGUGGGUUCCACAGUAUGGUCAGCCCAGGAGGAAGUUAUCCUUGUGGUCAAAUGCACUGGAAAUAGUCUAAAAAGACAAAGUGAGAGAAAACCCAACAAUGACAGUCCUGAAGAGGAUGAUUUCCCCACAGUAUUCACACAGAAGUCUAAUUUGUGAACUCUUUUGAUUUUAUUUGCUGCUUUUUAGACAUGGACAUUUUAUGGUGAGCUGCUUUGAAGAGUCUACAGGUUGUUACUGGACUGAAAAGGGAUUUGUAUACUAGCACUGAGUAGAAUUCACAUUUUCCCACAGUGCUCAGUGUGGUGUUAGAGCAUAGAUAUAAAUGAUCUUCAGUGGUUUUAACUGAUUUGUUACAUUCAUAGCCAACUGCACUCUAGAUGGUUACUUGCCUUGUGCACACUUCACACUCUUUGCUGUUACUACAUACAACGGCUUCUGCCCCACUAUGAGCAAGCAGUUUGCUUAGGUCGGGAGUAUCAAGUCUUAUCUGCAAAGGGCCACUUCAGGUUCUCCUUCCGAACAAGCAGGAGCACACCUGAUUCCAUUUGUUCAACUAGGUCAGGGGUGUCCAAUCUUAUCCACAGAGGGCUGGUGUGGCUGCAGGUUUUCACUCCAACAAAGCAGGAGGUCACCUGAUGAAAAGUCUGAAGACUAAGACCAACAGAUUAAACAAGUAGAAUCAGGUGUUCUUCAGCUUGUUUGGAGUGAAAACCUGCAGCCACACCGGCCCUUUGCGGAUAAGAUCGGACACACUUGAUUUAGGUGGUCUUCAGCAGUAGAUCGGUGUGCUCCUGCUUUCUUGGAAUGAAAACCUGCAGCCAUACCAGCCCUUUGAGGUCAACCCUCAAUCGUCAUAAGAAGUCUUUAGUGGCGCUCUAACAUAAUUAGCAUUUUCCAUAAACAUGAAAACAUGAAAAGAGGACGUUUAUAACAAUUGUUAGAUCAUACUGUAUUUUUAUAGCACACAAACACUGGAAUUUUUUGGAACGUAUUUAUUAGAGAAAUAUGUUGUUUAAUUGGCUGAGAAGACAGAUGUACUGAAUGUAUCAUGAGGAAAUAACAACUACUGAACAUUUGGAUAUAGUAUACCUAGGCCAUCUGCAGAAUUCUGCUUUAUGUAACUAUUGGAAGAGCUUACCUGUUUUAUUUUUUUAAAUGUUUUUAUAAAUGCUGAAUUUUUUAAUUUUCUUUCGAACAAAUAGUGCCUGUCACAUGGCUGAGAGGUUGAUCUUUCUACUUUUAGGCACUGCCAAGAUUUGCCAACGUAAAAUCAAUAUAUUUAUUCAUAGUAUUAAGACUCUAGAAGACACAAAUUGCGGGAAAAGCCUAAUGUGGAGUGGGUGAUUAGCAUAGUACUGUGUUUAAGUGUAUGUACAUGUCUUUGAUUGUGUUUGUAUAUAUUUUUGUGUGUUUGAGUGCACGUGCACAUGUAUGUAUCAUCACUGUCAGAACAAAACCUUGAAUCUACAAAAUAGUAACUUUAACAUUUAACGGAAAACAUUAACAUUCAGCGUUUAAAGAUUUUAUUCUAAGUAAUUUUGGAUCUUUUGUUUUGGUCCUUUCUUCAUAAAAUCAUAACCGCUGGUGUUUUCAGGUGGUUAGAAGAUUGAAAAAAUACAAAAAUUGAGUUAUAAGGUUUUGUUCAGACAUCUAUAUGUUACACUGCAUCUGUGUUUGUAAGCUUUCCCUUCUGAAAGUAUUGGGAGGUUUGUCCUAAGCACAGCCAAUAUUAUAACAAAACACAGAUUAUAGUUUAAAAUAUUUUAAUAUUUCUGCAUAUUUUGCUGUAUAUACAAAUUAAUUGCUACUCAGAUUAAGCACAGAUUAAGCAGGUCUUCAAAUAAAUUGGCAAAUCUCCAUGGAAAUCCUAGCAAUCUGUAUCUGGAACUUUGUAACAGUACAAAUAAUACAACACUGCUGUUACAUACAGACAUUAUACAUUUAAUAAGGCACCUCUCUUUAUCACACUAAGCUGCUUAAAGUGUUUUGUGAUUUCACUGGAAUUUGUUCAUUAACCUGUAAUAGUGCUAUUAACUCUCCCCUUACUUCUUGUAUGUCAUGACUUGUAUCAUGCAUUUUGCCGUCUUAAGGGUUAAUAGCACUCAGGACCUUCUUCUGUACUGCAUAAAUUCAUACAAAUAAUAUAUGUAAAACCAUCAAAGAGAGGACCAUACCUUAUUUCUCCUGUAAAGAGUGGCCAAUGCUUUGGGAGGCUCUGGUGACAAACAUCAAAUAACAUAAUGGCUAAUAUAAUAGUGGUGGUGAUAAUGAGCUGUUUAUUAUUAUAACUGAACUGAGUUCUAUGAGAAAAUUGCUGCAACAUGCUGAAUCCAUUUUCAGUAAAAGGAUUAAGAUUUUUGAAUUCACUGAAUUAAUAUAUGAAGUGACAAAUAAAUCCUUUUAACAAAA